AUGCCGUCCACACCAGAAAUUGUCGCGGGGACGAGCUCAUCUAUCCUCAGGCUUGCUGCCUUCGUCUUUCUAAGAUGGAUCCCCGGCUGGCCCUGGCCUCCGACCGUACUGACGGCGCUGGCGAUCUAUCUGACCACUGUCUUCGGUUGGCUGUUCCCACAUCCCGACGAGGACGAGAACAAGCAACGUGAUGAGAAGGAGGCGCCAACCAUACACGACCAUGACGAGCCGGUAUUGUACGAGGACGAGAAAGCUCUAUUCAAGACACUCGUGUUUGGAAUACCCGACUGGCGUCACCCCGCAAAGAGCUACCUGACAAUUGCGGCGAAUGUCCUGCUAGCAUUGUUCACCUUGGAUCUGGUCUUCCGAGGCCCUCUCCUUCAUGCGGAGAAGGACUUGAGCUUCGCGCGAGUUGGAUAUGUCGAUACAACUUCUGCAAAAGUGUUGAUCAGGGAGCCGGACCCAGCUCAAUUCCCCAUAUACGUCUACCUGUCGCCAGCCGACAAGACGCAAUGGAAGACCACCGACACAAUAUAUUGGAUGGGCUCGGACACGGAUUACACUCAUGCGCUUACCUUUGACGGUCUCCAGCCCGCAAGGAAGUAUAUCUAUUCGCUUUCCAAUGACAAGUCCGGGACCUUCACCACAGCGCCCGCACCGUACUCGGACGCAGCCAACAGCUUGACCUUCCUCACCUCGUCGUGCAUCAAGGCCAAUUUCCCCUACCGUGCUAAUGCGCACUCGCUGGCAAUCCACGGCUUCGGCUAUCUGUCCAGGGUCGUCCGGUCCUUACCGUCUCCGGCCUCAUUCAUGCUCUUCCUAGGCGACUUUAUCUACGUGGAUGUGCCCAUCCGGCUGUCCUACUCGUUGGCACAUUACCGGGCAGAAUACCGCCGCGUGUAUGCUUCCCCAUCAUGGUCACUGCCCGGGCUUGACGCUCUGCCCUGGAUCCACACUCUCGACGACCAUGAGAUCGCAAACGACUGGUCCGCUGGGAACGAGACCGAUCCCUUCCCUGCGGCCUCAGACCCCUUUAUCCACUACCACGUCUCCGUCAAUCCACCCGUCCCACCAGGAGCACCCACCGGCCCCGAAAGCAAUACGACGUACUUCCAAUUCUCGCACGGCCCAGCCUCGUUCUUCAUGCUCGACACCCGGCGGUACCGCACCGACCCCGAACCAGAAUCAACCUCAUUCUCGCCAUCGGCCUCGCCCAAAACUGCAAUCCCUGGGUCGUCUGCGGAAUCGUCCAACUCCAAUCCUCACAGCAUGCUCGGCGCUCAACAGCUCUCCUCGCUGCUGAGCUACCUCUCCACCCCCGAACCACCGCACAUACACUGGAAAAUCAUCGCCAGCUCCGUGCCCUUCACCAAGAAUUGGCGCUUCGGCACCUCGGACACGUGGGGCGGCUUCCUCGGCGAACGCGCACGGAUCCUCCAAGCCAUGCACGACGCAGAGCGGGUCCUGGGCAUCCGCGUGAUCAUCCUCUCCGGCGACCGACACGAAUUCGCAGCAAUAAGGUACCCGCCACCCGUGAUCUCGCUAGCACCCAUCGCAACCGGACCGGUCCCGGCAUCACUAUCUUCUUCUCUUACCUCCGCGACCGAAGCCACAGAUACAGAUACACCCAUCCAGCGCGAUCAAACCCCCGCGGCAGGCCCGCACGAAUUCUCAUGCGGCCCACUAUCGAUGUUCUACCUCCCCUUCCGCACCUUCCGGCAGAUCGACGACGAGGACGUGCCCAUCACGUACAUCCCCGACGGGAACAGUAAAGUCGGGGUGGUCGAGAUCCGGAACCUCCGACGCGACGCAGGACCUCAGCAAAGUCUCUUGAAAUACAGCCUCUACGUCGACGGCCGCCUCACGUGGGAGUACGCGCUUAGCAGUCCGGGUACUACCGCGAGUGCCUCGUCGAGGGGGGUGCUGGGUGGGGACGACAAUCGUCGCGCACAGGCGUGGAGAGGGUGGUUUCAAGGAAUAGGCUUACCGCGUGGCUCAGGGUCGUCGCGGUCGCGGUCGCGGUCGCGGUCGCGGUCGCGGUCGCGGUCGCGAUCGCUGUGGGAGUAA
This is a messenger RNA of Cladophialophora carrionii CBS 160.54, 2067 nucleotides long. RefSeq lists its product as uncharacterized. The record is from RefSeq and is a predicted model, not a curated record. The coding region runs from base 1 to 2067 and encodes 688 amino acids. The transcript has 3 exons. NCBI's taxonomy places the organism in Eukaryota, Fungi, Ascomycota, Eurotiomycetes, Chaetothyriales, Herpotrichiellaceae.